CACAGUUCACUCAGCAACUGCACUGGAUGGCUCCUAGUGGCAACAUACAGUGGCGGAUUGCACUUUAUUCCUUACAAACACGAAACUGUAGGCGGUACUUCAGCAUCCACCUCUAGCUCCGUGGAUUGCUGUCUUUUGAGGGUCAACCCAACAGUGACCAUUGACAAUCCCGAGGCAUCCGUGCUAUCGCUCGAUAUCAGCCCAGGUGGCCACUUCAUAGCCGUUGGCUGCUCCGACAACUUCGUCCGAAUGUACACAUUUGCUGAAAAUGGACUUCCGGUCGCCGCUGGACGUCUUUUUGCCCGCGAGGAUGGAGUGAACAAACUGAGGUUCAGCAACUCGGGCACCAUGCUGGCCACAUCCUCCUCCAACGGCGGAACUUGUUGGCUCUGGAAGCUGCAAUCUUGCCUUUGGACCGGGGCAGAAUUGAAACUACGAAAGCGGCCCAGAUGCCGUCCUUGCUUGCUGCAGUGGACCAAGGACGAUCGCUACCUUGUAGUGAGCACCAAGAGUGGCAGCGUGUACGUCUUCCUGACAGAGACGGGCGAGGUCGCCAAUGUCCUAAGGGAGUAUUUUUAA
Molecule: messenger RNA, 579 nt
Organism: Dibothriocephalus latus
Lineage: Eukaryota; Metazoa; Platyhelminthes; Cestoda; Diphyllobothriidea; Diphyllobothriidae
Source: the annotation of a GenBank genome assembly